UUCGCGGUGAAGCGGUUAGCGCACACACACACGUUCUUCAUAUUUAUACCCCCUAUGGGAAGACGCUUCUCGAUAACAAACACUCACCACAUUCUCUCUCACUUGGCUCACAAACAAAGAACAAAGAGAAAACCUUUAGACGCUUCAGAGAUCAAAAGAUGAACAUAGCUCACACCAUCUUCGGCGUCUUCGGAAACGCAACUGCUCUGUUUCUCUUCUUGGCUCCUUCGAUAACAUUCAAGAGAAUCAUCAAGAACAAAUCUACUGAACAGUUCUCUGGCAUCCCUUACCCUAUGACUCUCCUCAACUGUCUCCUCUCCGCCUGGUACGGACUACCCUUUGUGUCAAAAGACAACACGCUCGUGAGCACAAUCAACGGAACAGGAGCAGCGAUAGAAACCAUCUACGUCCUGAUCUUCCUUUUCUACGCACCGAGGAAAGAGAAAGCUAAGAUCUUUGCUAUCUUCGCCGCCGUCUUGGCCGUGUUCGCAACGGUGGCUCUAGUCUCUCUCUUUGCCCUCCAUGGUAACGGUAGAAAACUCUUCUGUGGUAUCGCAGCCACCGUUUUCUCCAUCAUCAUGUACGCUUCUCCACUCUCUAUCAUGAGGUUGGUGGUAAAGACGAAGAGUGUAGAGUACAUGCCAUUCUUUUUGUCUCUCUUUGUGUUCCUCUGUGGUACUUCUUGGUUCAUCUAUGGUCUCAUCGGUCGUGACCCUUUUGUUGCAAUCCCAAAUGGGUUUGGAUGUGCUUUGGGGACAGUGCAGUUGAUUCUCUACUUCAUCUACUGUGGAAACAAAGGCGAGAAAUCAACAGAUGAUGCUGAGAAGGAUGAGAAGAAGACGGUGGAGAUGAAAGAUGAGGAGAAGAAGAAACAAAAUGUGGUUAAUGGAAAGAAGCAAGAGCAGCAAGUUUAAGAUCUUUGAAUGAUUGUUUAACUCUUCUUCAUUAGAGUAAUGCUUUUGUGUUUUAGAUGUGAUGUAAAAAAGAAAAAAACUAUGCUGAAAAAUGUAAGAUUCCUACUGAUAAGUGAUUAACGAGUGAUUGAAGUAA
This is a messenger RNA of Brassica napus (rape), 1050 nucleotides long. Its product is annotated as bidirectional sugar transporter SWEET1. The coding region runs from base 159 to 914 and encodes 251 amino acids. The transcript is spliced from 6 exons. The record is from RefSeq and is a predicted model, not a curated record. Gene Ontology annotation, cellular component: membrane. NCBI's taxonomy places the organism in Eukaryota, Viridiplantae, Streptophyta, Magnoliopsida, Brassicales, Brassicaceae. Gene Ontology annotation, biological process: carbohydrate transport. Gene Ontology annotation, molecular function: sugar transmembrane transporter activity.